Dentiscutata erythropus is the source of this 122-nucleotide messenger RNA. The record is from the annotation of a GenBank genome assembly. NCBI's taxonomy places the organism in Eukaryota, Fungi, Glomeromycota, Glomeromycetes, Diversisporales, Gigasporaceae.
AUGGGUAAACUUAUUUGGAGUCAAUGGGCUAGAUUGAUUGCUCUUACUGCCGGUGUUUUUGAAACUAUCGGUGGUAUAUUUGGUUUGUUCUAUCGCAUUUCUACGUUUGAACCCGUAACAAA